AUGGAAGGAAAAUAUGCGUCCGACCCCGAAUGGGCCUCCAUCCAGCCCAUCCCUCUCAACGAUGGCUCUGAAUCCGGUGCUAUGCCCCUGGCCACCAUCGCCUACAGUGAUGAAUACCUCGACGCAACCUCAUACCUUCGUGCCGUCAUGGCCGCCAAUGAAAUGUCUGAGAGGGCGUUGAAGCUCACUGAAGAUAUUAUCUCUAUGAAUCCUGCCCAUUACACAGUCUGGAUAUAUCGUGCCAAAAUUGUCUUUGCUUUGGAAAAGGACCUCAUCGACGAAUUGGAGUGGCUGAAUAGAGUAUCUUUGAAAUACUUGAAGAAUUACCAAAUCUGGCAUCAUCGCCAGGUUCUGAUGGCCUCGCGAGAGCACUUCCCUACCCUGCCACCCAAGGAGAUGGACUUUCUCAUGGAAAUGUUCGCUCAGGACUCCAAAAACUAUCACGUCUGGACGUACCGACACUGGUUGGUCCGGCACUUUGGGCUGUGGGAUUCUCCUCGUGAGAUUGCGGAUGUCAACUCUCUGCUCAACUCGGACUUGAGAAACAAUUCUGCUUGGAACCACCGUUAUAUGCUACGGUUUGGACCCCGCAGCGAGGAACCGGACGCUGGUAUGGUCCACGGCAGUGGACCGCCGGCCAAGAAGGGCCGACAUGAUGUUGUGGAUGAGGAUUCGGUUGAUGAGGAAUUGCAGUACGCCCAGGAGCAAAUCGUGCGGGCGCCAGAGAACCGGAGUCCCUGGUCGUAUGCUCGGGGCGUUAUACGAGCUGCCGGUCGGCCGCUCUCAGAGUGGAAGGACUUUACGCAGAAGUUUGUUAUUGACAAGCGCGAUGGCCAAGGCCAGCUUGUAGAUGUCGAGGUGAAAAGCAGUCAUGCUGUAGAGUGGCUAGCGGAUGUGUAUGCGCAAGGCGGCACCGCCCCAGACGAAGCCAUCCGUAUGCUGAACCUGUUGAAAGACAAGUACGAUCCUAUUCGGAAGAAUUACUGGAACUAUCGCAUUGAGUCGAUCGGAGGACAAGUUGCAGCUUCUGCGUGA
Aspergillus puulaauensis is the source of this 1035-nucleotide messenger RNA. RefSeq names its product bifunctional protein farnesyltransferase/protein geranylgeranyltransferase (gene ramB). Gene Ontology annotation, cellular component: protein farnesyltransferase complex; cytoplasm; CAAX-protein geranylgeranyltransferase complex. The coding region runs from base 1 to 1035 and encodes 344 amino acids. The transcript has 3 exons. Gene Ontology annotation, biological process: protein geranylgeranylation; protein farnesylation. The record is from RefSeq and is a predicted model, not a curated record. Lineage: Eukaryota; Fungi; Ascomycota; Eurotiomycetes; Eurotiales; Aspergillaceae. Gene Ontology annotation, molecular function: protein farnesyltransferase activity; CAAX-protein geranylgeranyltransferase activity.